AUUCAUUACAGUAUAAGGUAAUAAUAUCAACUAUGCCCAAAGUUCUCGUUACAGGCGCCAAUGGCUACAUCGGAAAUGCCGUAGCUCGGGCUUUUGUUCGAGCAGGUUGGAUCACAUACGGACUUGUGCGUUCCAAGGCCUCAGCAACAUCUUUGGCCGCGGAGGAAAUCAUCCCAAUAAUCGGCAGUAUCGACGACGUCUCUUCGCACGAAAGUAUUCGUGAUGAGCUUCCAGCAUUAAAUGCCAUCAUCUCUACUACAGAAAACAUCAACGAUUACAUCCCGCACUACAAAAACACAGUCCACCUUUUGCGAAGCUUGUCUGCGGCUAGCACUGCCAAUGGCGUCCGUCCCAUUGUCAUCUUCUCGUCUGGCUGUAAGGACUACGGCAUUGGACCACAUUAUGAUGGGGAGGCCGGAUUGGCACCUCACACAGAAGAAAGUCCCCUUAACCCUCCCAAUGUUCUUGCCGACAGAGCACAUUACUCGCUGAAAUUCCUGGACCACAAGGACGUCUUCUCGCCUGUUGUGGUCCGACCAACGAAUGUAUAUGGUAGGUCCGCUAGUUACUACCGAGGGUUCUUCGAAGCCGCGGCCCAGAGUGCCAAUACGAAGCAGCCGUUGUUGAUACCGGUGCCGCCCAGCUCGAUCUGUCAUGCGCUCCAUGUUGACGAUUGCGGUGAUGCCUAUGUCGCUAUUGCGGGACAUGCACGCCGAGAGGAAGUCGAAGGGCAAAUUUUCAAUAUCUCUUCAAGGAGGUAUGAAACCAUUGACGAGAUUGCUAAGGCCCUGGUUAUGGAGUAUGGUAUUACUGCGGGAUUGAAGUAUGUUGAGCUCGAGUCAUUGACUCUGGCUGAAAACCCGUGGCCACCAGCUUUGAUCGACUUCCCACAAUGGACGGGGUCGGCGAAACUAAGGACUGUGACUGGCUGGAAGGACGUUCGUCCUUUAUUUACCGAGGCAUUGCAUACCUACCGACUAGCCUAUGAAGCGGCCGCCGUGGCGGGACAUGAAAACAUUGAGAAGAUGAAGGAGCGGGUGGAGUACUUCAAGGCCUCAAUGGGACGAUGAUACCAACUUUUAUUUGUGUUUAUUUGAUAUAUAUAGCGUUCAUACCAUUUGGACGGGGCAAUUGAGCUCCAAAUAAAUAUUAUCAGUCGAUAACAAGCUAUUACAACCAAUUAUUAUAGCCAAGGUAUGCAAGCGAGAGAGCUAAAACAAUAUUAUAAGAUGGUUAAUUAGUUAGACCUGUUAAGAACCCGCUGCUCGGCGCUAG
Aspergillus alliaceus is the source of this 1275-nucleotide messenger RNA. Its product is annotated as NAD-dependent epimerase/dehydratase family protein. The record is from RefSeq and is a predicted model, not a curated record. The transcript has a single exon. Lineage: Eukaryota; Fungi; Ascomycota; Eurotiomycetes; Eurotiales; Aspergillaceae. Bases 33 to 1070 code for a protein of 345 amino acids.